AUGACUCCACCCAUCGGAGGCCCCCUUUCUAAUAAGAUCAGUCAGCAGGCUGGUUAUUUGGUGACAUGCUCUGGAGCGUUUAAGGAGGGAUCUUUGAGGAUUAUCCGGAAUGGCAUUGGAAUCCAUGAGCACGCUAGCAUCGACCUGCCUGGAAUUAAAGGUCUGUGGCCUCUUCGCUCUGAGUCCAGCAGAGACACUGAUGACAUGCUCGUUCUGUCUUUUGUGGGUCAGACCAGAGUACUGAUGUUGAGCGGUGAAGAGGUGGAGGAGACGGAGCUACCUGGGUUUGUGGAUAACCAGCAGACGUUCUUCUGUGGAAAUGUGGCACACCAGCAGCUCAUACAGAUCACGUCAGUGUCAGUGCGUUUGGUGACUCAGGACAGUAAGUCUCUAGUGAGCGAGUGGAAGGAGCCGCAGAGCAGAAACAUCAGCGUUGCGUCCUGUAACAGCACACAGGUGGUGAUCGCUGUUGGCCGAGUGCUGUAUUACCUUCAGAUACUGACAGGAGAACUCAAACAGAUCUGUUGUACUGAGAUGGAGCAUGAGGUGGCGUGUCUAGACAUUACUCCUCUGGGUGACUGCGCAGGCGAGUCUAGCAUCUGCGCAGUCGGGCUCUGGACAGACAUCUCGGCUCGUCUGCUCAAGUUACCCUGCUUCAGCAUCCUGCAUAAAGAGAUGCUGGGAGGAGAGAUCAUUCCUCGUUCAAUCCUCAUGACUACUUUUGAGGGCACUCAUUAUCUGCUGUGUGCUCUGGGAGACGGAGCACUCUUCUAUUUCGGACUGGACAUUCAAACAGGUGUUUUAAGUGAACGUAAGAAGGUGACUCUGGGCACUCAGCCGACAGUUCUGCGCACGUUUCGCUCGCUCUCCACAUCAAACGUGUUCGCCUGCUCAGACCGACCCACUGUCAUCUACUCCAGCAACCACAAACUGGUGUUCUCUAAUGUUAACCUCAAGGAAGUGAACUACAUGUGCCCACUCAACUCUGAGGGAUACCCUGACAGGGUGGCUGCAUAUAGUGCCUGUAAGACGGGCUGGUACUUGCUCAGCAGCGGGCCGGCUCAAAUUACCCAGCGUCCCACCGGUGUUCCAUAUGGCCAGUCCACCCCUGCACUGCAGGAACAGAUUGAUGACAGUGAUGUGUGCGCUAUAUCAAUGAUCUGUCAGGACUGA
Xyrauchen texanus (razorback sucker) is the source of this 1173-nucleotide messenger RNA. RefSeq names its product damage-specific DNA binding protein 1 (gene ddb1). Gene Ontology annotation, biological process: DNA repair; proteasome-mediated ubiquitin-dependent protein catabolic process. The transcript has 9 exons. The coding region runs from base 1 to 1173 and encodes 390 amino acids. The record is from RefSeq and is a predicted model, not a curated record. Gene Ontology annotation, cellular component: nucleus; site of double-strand break. NCBI's taxonomy places the organism in Eukaryota, Metazoa, Chordata, Actinopteri, Cypriniformes, Catostomidae. Gene Ontology annotation, molecular function: protein binding.